Auanema sp. JU1783 is the source of this 1926-nucleotide messenger RNA. Lineage: Eukaryota; Metazoa; Nematoda; Chromadorea; Rhabditida; Rhabditidae. The record is from the annotation of a GenBank genome assembly.
AUGGUUAAACUGAGGAAUGUCGGAAAAAAAAGUGAUAAGCUUAAAAUGGGUAGGAACUAUGGGCCCGUCAAAAAUCGCCAUACGUUCAGGGGUUCCAAUAACAGUAUGAACCCUAAUCGACCAAAUGAAACAAAGGACACCAGCAAACGUUCAAGAGCUACUAUAAAUCGUCUUCGUAUGUACAAAAGUUUCAAAGCUAUCAGGGACAAAAACGGAAAAAUCUUGAAAGCUGCCCCAUUCCAGGGAUGGUUGAAUUCUGGAACCCAAGCUAGAGUAGAGCCAAAUCGAAAGUGGUUUGGUAAUACUAAAGUUGUUGGACAAGAACAACUUCAAAAGUUCCAAGAAAAUUUGGGAAAAGUGAUCAAGGAUCCUUUCCAGGUUGUUAUGAAGCAAACCGCUCUUCCAAUCACUCUAUUACAAGAGAAAGCUAAGCAGCAACGUGUGCACAUAACCGAAACUGAAAGCUUUGAAUAUACAUUCGGUAAGAAGUCUCUAAGAAAGAAGGCUAAAAUAUCAGUCGAAAACCUUGAGGAUUUGGCUAAAACUGCUGAAGAUGCAGCUGGAGGCUAUGACGCAACAAAAGAUAGAGCUUUGGAAACUGACGGAGCUGAACUUAACCGUUUUGAAAACCAAAAUCCUUUGUUCCGUGCUGGGCAAAGUAACCGUGUUUGGGGAGAGCUGUAUAAGGUUAUCGAUUCAUCCGACGUCAUCAUACAAGUAAUAGAUGCUCGUAACCCACAAGGUACAAGAUGUCGUCAUGUUGAAGAAUUUUUACGCAAGGAAAGACCACACAAACAUUUAGUUACUGUUAUCAACAAAGUUGAUUUAGUACCCACCUGGGUCACUCGUAAAUGGAUAAGUAUUUUGUCCAAGGAAAUGCCAACCAUAGCUUUCCAUGCAUCUAUUCAGCAUUCAUUUGGAAAGGGAGCCGUUAUUAAUCUUCUGCGACAAUUCGCUAAACUCCACAAUGAUAAACAGCAGAUUAGUGUCGGCUUUAUUGGUUAUCCCAAUGUUGGAAAAUCUUCCCUUGUUAAUACGUUGAGAAAAAAGAAAGUUUGCAAAACAGCUCCAAUUGCCGGAGAAACGAAGGUUUGGCAAUAUGUGAUGCUUAUGCGAAAGAUUUACAUGAUUGAUUGUCCCGGAGUUGUCUAUCCUCAGGGAGAUACUGAGACAGACAUUAUUCUUAAAGGAGUUGUUCGAGUUGAGAAUGUUAGAGAUCCUGAGAAUCACAUUCAAGGAGUUUUGGAUAGAGUUAAAGUGGAGCAUUUGAAGAAAACAUACACCAUCUCCGAUUUUACUGAUUGGGAAGAUUUCCUUACCAAAAUUGCUAUGAGAAGUGGAAGACUCUUAAAGGGUGGUGAGCCUGACAUCAACUCCGUGGCUAAACAAGUUCUGAAUGAUUUCCAACGUGGUAAACUGCCAUACUUCUCCCCUCCUCCAGGGUGUGAAGAAAGAGCCAAAACUGAUUAUAACGAAGCUCCAAUAAACGAACUCUGUGCUGAUGAUGAUGAGCCUGUUAAUGAUGCCAACAGUGAAAAAGGAAACAGUGAUGAUGAAGAGCAAUUGGACGAGGAUGAGAAAGAAGUGCCUGAGGAACUUAAAGAAGAAGAUGAGCUAACAGAUGUUGGAUCCACUUGUUCGGGAUUAACGGAUCUGUCUGGAGUUUCUGAUUUAGAAGAAGAUUUCGAAGCUAUGCAUGAAGAUGAUACUGUACCUAUAAAGGAUACUCCAAAAGAACCUAGAAAAUCAAGACGAGGAGGAAAGAAACAUGCGAAGAAACAGAGAAAGGACGCACCAACUAUCGCAGAAGCGGCUAAAGCUAAGGGACUAUCAGGAGUUAUUGAAUUCGGAAAGAAGAACCCAAAUAAGAACAACAUGUGGCGUAAGAAGUUAGAAAAGAAAAGAAAAGUGAAACAUCAAACAUAA